Messenger RNA from Cinara cedri, 320 nucleotides. Lineage: Eukaryota; Metazoa; Arthropoda; Insecta; Hemiptera; Aphididae. The record is from the annotation of a GenBank genome assembly.
AUGGUGGAUUUGGGUCUAAGCUUGCCCAAAAUGAGUAAACCAAAAUUAAAUAUAUGGAAUGUUAAGAAAGCAGAUUGGGUCAAAUAUACAACCUCCAUGGAAGAAAAUAAAAAUCAUAUGAGCCGAUACCUGGUAACUACGAGAGGAUCAUAAAGCUAAUUAAAACGGCAGCUGGUAAAGCUAUGCCCAGGGGUCACAGACAAGAUUCCAUACUUUGUUGAUCAAAGGAAUGCAACAAUCUGUUGUCUGAAUAUGAACAAAUGAAAUCUGAAGUAACAGCAAACCGGUUAACAAAACUACUUGAUGAGGAACGAAGAUAG